UUGAGAAUCCGUCAGAACCUCCGUCAGAAUCGUGGUUAGCAUAUUUGAAUGAUUGUUGCACGGUUUUACUUCACUCUGGAAAGAAAAAUAGGACAGUGCGCAUAAGAUAAGAAGUGACAUCGUAUCACACUUUGCAUUGUGCACUUUAGCUACAGAACACUAGAAGUGGUACAUACAUACAUACGUAACUUGAGACGAGUCAGAGCAUAGUGCAUUAUGUCAGUGUGGAUGAAAUCACUUUAUGGAACGCAUGGCAAUUACAUUGCAUUACUGCUUAAAUAGGAGAUCAUACAAAUUUUACAAAUUUUGAAUGGAUACAAAUAGGGAGAUCUCUCUCAAAGAGUUGUAACUUAAACUUCAAGGUUUGUCAGCAACAAAGCCAUGAGUGUAGCAGGUGUACUCCUUACGUGGCUAAAUAUUAAAAAUGCUUCCUGUGGCAAUGAUACCGAUAAACCUCUUGGAAUAGAUGAAGCAUGUUUCAGUGUUGUUAACACAAAUGAUCAUGCUGUCGAAUUAUACUCUAUAGUAUCGGAAUGCUAUGUGUGUAAUGGAAUACCACAGGCAAACCUAUCCGCUAAUAGCAAUACCUCCUUAAUUAUACCUACAAGGUAUCCAAUGCAUGUGUAUUAUGUGGAUAAAACUGAAUAUUGUCAUACAACGUUUUCAUUUGUACAAUAUGGCCACUAUGGAUGGAAUAUUACUGACAGAAGUUGUUCUAGUAUUUAUACACUAGCUGAACCGGUAAAUCCAUAUCUUCCAAUCUUAAUGACACUCAUAGUUCUUGCAACAUGUGCAAUAUUGGGUACACUUGCCCGUGUUCUUACUGUAAAAUGUCGUGCACUGCUACAACGUAAAUUUUUGCGUGAAACAGAGAACAGCCAAAAUGAUAGAGAAUGGCUUCAACCUGCCAAUCUCGCCGAACCUUUAGUUAUGGUAUCGAAAACAAAGAAUAGAAUGCACGUAAUAGAUGCAUUCCGAGGAAUAACCAUUUUACUUAUGGUAUUUGUGAAUAAUGGUGGUGGUAGCUAUCGGAUAUUUCAACACAGCCCAUGGAAUGGACUGACCAUAGCUGACUUAGUUUUACCAUGGUUCGCCUGGAUAAUGGGCCUUACUUUAUCCAUGUCGUUACACACUCAAUUUCGAGUAACAGUUCCUCGAACGAAGAUUAUUUUAAAAACUGUACGAAGGAUGAUGAUACUGAUUUUAUUGGGAUUAGUGAUUAACUCUAUAAAAACUCCACCUAUAAAACACCUUCGAUUUCCCGGAAUACUACAACUACUAGCAAUUUCAUAUUGCAUAUGUGUUAUAUUAGAAGUACUCUUUGCACAGACCCAGCGAAAUUAUCAUUUUGGGCGGCUGAUGUUCCUACAAGAUAUUCUGAAUAAUUGGAUACAGUGGCUGAUCAUUCUGACAAUCGUAGCAAUACAUACACUUAUAACAUUUUUGCUACCUGUCCCAAAUUGUCCAACUGGAUAUUUAGGACCUGGGGGAUAUCAUCUGUAUGGUAAAUAUGCAAACUGUACCGGUGGCGCAGCUGGAUACAUCGAUAGAUUCAUAUUUGGUAACCACAUUUAUAAUAACACACACAACCCAGUGUAUGGACCAGUUUUGCCUCAUGAUCCCGAAGGUAUGAUGAAUACUAUGUCUGCAAUUUUAUUUGUAUAUUUUGGAGUACAAGCAUAUAAGAUCGUCAUAAGUCAUCCACAAAAUAAAGCUAUGUUGUUUCGAUGGUUACUGUGGUCUUUCACAUUGGGUAUCAUUGCUGGUAUUUUGAGUAACUUUAGCAAGGAAGAAGGGGUAAUUCCUGUGAACAAGAAUAUGAUGUCACUUUCUUUCGUAUUAGCAACAUCCAGCCUUGCAUUUUUUAUUUAUGCGAUACUUUGGUUUGUGAUUAUGCAUAGACAAUUUUGGACUGGUGCCCCAUUUAUUUAUGCAGGAGCAAAUUCAAUCUUUAUCUACGUUGGUCACUAUCUAACAAUGGAUCUAUUUCCUUGGUAUUGGGAAGUAAAUAGUGUGCCGACUCAUAGUUCAGUACUAGCAAUGAAUUUGUGGUCUACAACACUUUGGGGUAUAAUUGCUUAUGGACUUUAUAAAAAGAACAUCAUCAUUACAGUAUAAGAAUAUAUUGACAAAACUAAUCAUUUGGUAAUUAAAAAGAGAAUUGGUUUAAGAUGAAUUCCAUGUUCUUUCAAUGUUAUUCUAAACUUUGAUCAGUCAAUGCAAUAUUUUUAUGGAAAAAAUGCAUUUUUGUAUACUUCUUCUAAUAUAUUAUUCAUUUUACAGAUCAUAAAUAUAUAAUGUUGUGUAUGUUCAAUAGUGUAUAAAAGAUAAAGCAUAUUUUUUAUAAUCAA
Molecule: messenger RNA, 2351 nt
Organism: Orussus abietinus
Lineage: Eukaryota; Metazoa; Arthropoda; Insecta; Hymenoptera; Orussidae
Product: heparan-alpha-glucosaminide N-acetyltransferase
Exons: 12
Coding region: 382-2118 (578 amino acids)
Source: RefSeq, a predicted model, not a curated record